CGGGAGGGCACGGCGGCGGCCGGGAGGGCACGGCGGCGGCGGCGGCGGCGGCGGCGGCCGCGCGCGCGGUCGAGCGAGCGGGUGGGCGGCCGGGUGGGCGCCAUGCGCUACAACGAGAAGGAGCUGCGGGCGCUGUCCCGGCAGCCGGCCGAGCUGGCGGCAGAGCUGGGCAUGCGCGGCCCCAAGAAGGGCAGCGUGCUCAAGCGGCGGCUGCUGAAGCUGGUGGCCAACUUCCUCUUCUACUUCCGGACGGACGAGGCCGAGACCGCGCCCUGUGUCCUUCCGCAGCCCGUGGGCGCCCUGCUGCUGGAGCGCUGCGUUGUGUCCCAGGAGGAGGCCUGCAGCUUCUCCCUCAGCUUCGUGGAGGACAUGGACCGGAAGUACGUGUUCCAGUGUGACAGCGAGCGCCAGUGCCUGGAGUGGACCGGGGCGCUUCGGAGAGCCAGCUACGAGGUCAUGCGCCGGAGCCUGGUCUUCUACAGGGACGAGAUCCUCAAGAUGACGGGGAAGGACCCCCUGGAGCAGCUGGGGAUCUCGGAGGAGGCCCGCUUUCAGCUGAGCGCCAUCAAGGCCUGACUGACCCUUGCUCGCCUUCCCGGGCCGUGCCUGUGGGUGGGCGGCGCGGGUGGCCCCCUGUCAGCGGCCUAAUAGACCCCACAGCUCUGCAA
Messenger RNA from Erinaceus europaeus (western European hedgehog), 668 nucleotides. It is a transcript of the gene PLEKHJ1, whose product is annotated as pleckstrin homology domain containing J1. The transcript is spliced from 6 exons. The record is from RefSeq and is a predicted model, not a curated record. Bases 103 to 576 code for a protein of 157 amino acids. Gene Ontology annotation, biological process: receptor recycling; retrograde transport, endosome to Golgi; endosome organization. Gene Ontology annotation, cellular component: early endosome; recycling endosome; trans-Golgi network. NCBI's taxonomy places the organism in Eukaryota, Metazoa, Chordata, Mammalia, Eulipotyphla, Erinaceidae.